AUGAAAUCAAACAAUCUCUCGAAUCACAAUUUUGCAGCGAUUCUUCCUGGAGAUUCAUUGGCAGGGCUUGUGGUAUCGAAUGGAAUUCUAAAUUUUUUGAAUAUUUACAACUCAUUGUUGGUUGCUCGGCUAGUUCUUACCUGGUUUCCAAACACUCCUCCACUCAUUGUGAACCCCCUCAGCACUUUAUGCGAUCCAUAUUUAAAUAUUUUUCGCGGGGUUAUUCCACCACUUGGAGGGACUUUGGAUCUUUCUCCCAUUCUUGCAUUUCUUGUACUAAACGCCUUAACAAGCACAGCUUCAGCACUUCCUGCUGAACUUCCAUCUCAAAGAGGCUCAUCAUCUGAAAAACAUCCAUCUUUUCUUACUUCAAUAUCUCAUCUUACAAAUUCACAAAAGAAAUGGUUGAAAAGGUUUAAUGGAAAUAAGUCAAAGGACUCAGAGUGUAAUUUGUAA
Messenger RNA from Lactuca virosa, 456 nucleotides. Lineage: Eukaryota; Viridiplantae; Streptophyta; Magnoliopsida; Asterales; Asteraceae. The record is from the annotation of a GenBank genome assembly.